AUGGAUCUACCGGAGCUCAUCAUUUUAGAAAUUCUGCUACAUCUGUCCGUUAAAGGGAUUGUAAUGUGCAAGUGUGUGUACAAAACUUGGCAACAUCUAAUUUCUAGCCAUCACUUUACCAAGCAUCACUUUGCAUGUUCAAAAACUUUGCAUGUGAUUGAAUCUGGGGAGCAAGUAAUCCUGAAGCUUGAUACCAAAUUGAAGAGUCCUUUGCUCAAUGUUGACGCUCAGGAGAUUGCUUUCCAUGAGGGGAAUACUAAGAUGAAGCAAACCAUUAACUUGGAUACCAAGAAUCACAAGAUCAUUAUAGUGAAUUCGUGUAACGACUUACUUUGA
Fraxinus pennsylvanica is the source of this 336-nucleotide messenger RNA. NCBI's taxonomy places the organism in Eukaryota, Viridiplantae, Streptophyta, Magnoliopsida, Lamiales, Oleaceae. The record is from the annotation of a GenBank genome assembly.